AUGGGUUCACAUAUCGGAUUCCUCGAAUUAAUAAAGAAGCAGUUUACCGCCAGUAAACUCUUCUUCCACUUUCUUUUCUGGACUUUUCACUGGGGUAUUUUUGCCUAUGGUUGGUGGAAGCAAGCCGCAGAUGCCAGACUGGCAGGUCUCAACACACUCAAAUUCUCAGUAUGGAUCUCACGAGGUGCUGGUCUAGUUCUUAGCGUCGAUUGUAUGCUUAUCCUGCUCCCUGUAUGCCGAACCAUCAUGCGUUGGGCUCGACCCAAGAUUCGAUUCAUUCCACUCGACGAGAAUCUCUGGAUGCAUCGCCAACUCGCCUAUUCCAUCCUUCUCUUCACCUGCCUUCACACAGGCGCCCACUACGUCAACUUCUAUAACGUCGAGUUGACUCAGAUUCGACCUGUCUUGGCUCUUCAGAUUCACUAUGCUCAGCCUGGUGGAAUCACUGGUCAUGUCAUGCUUCUCUGCAUGUUGCUGAUGUAUACGACCGCUCACGCUCGCAUCCGCCAGCAGUCAUUCGAGACGUUCUGGUAUACCCACCAUCUCUUCAUCCCGUUCUUCCUCGGUCUUUACACCCAUACCGUUGGAUGUUUCGUGCGCGACACACCUGAGGCCAUCUCACCAUUCGCGGGUGACGAGUUCUGGGAGCACUGUAUUGGUUAUCUUGGAUGGCGAUGGGAGCUCUGGACCGGUGGUUUCUACCUUCUUGAGCGUCUGUGGCGUGAGGUUCGUGCUCGACGUGAGACCAAGAUCACCCGAGUUGUUCGCCAUCCUUAUGAUGUGGUUGAGAUCCAGUUCAACAAGCCUUCCUUCAAGUACAAGGCUGGUCAGUGGCUCUUCCUCCAGGUACCCGGGCUCUCCAAGUACCAGUGGCACCCUUUUACCAUCACUUCGUGCCCCUUUGACCCUUAUGUGUCUGUCCACGUUCGCCAAGUUGGUGACUUCACCCGAGAGUUGGGUGAUGCGCUCGGUGCUGGUGCUGCCCAGGCUAAGCUCUACGACGAUGUUGACCCUAUGGGUAUGUACGAGGUUGCCCUUCAGAACGGUGAUCAGAUGCCAGCCCUCCGAAUCGACGGCCCUUACGGUGCCCCUGCCGAAGAUGUAUUUGAGAACGAAAUCGCUGUGCUUAUCGGUACCGGUAUUGGUGUCACUCCUUGGGCCUCUAUCCUCAAGAACAUCUGGCAUCUCCGCAACUCGCCCAACCCUCCCCGCCGACUUCGACGUGUCGAGUUUAUCUGGGUGUGCAAGGAUACUGGUUCAUUUGAGUGGUUCCAGACUCUCCUGUCAUCUCUAGAAGAGCAAUCUAACGAAGCGGCACGCAUGCCUGGAAGCUCGGGCGUCGAGUUCCUCAAGAUUCACACCUAUCUCACACAGAAGCUGGAUAUCGACACUGCUCAAAACAUCGUACUCAACAGUGUCGGCGCUCAGAUGGAUCCCCUCACAGAACUACAAUCACGAACAAACUUUGGUCGCCCUGAUUUCCCUCGUCUGUUUACUACCAUGCGAAACGGUAUCUUGGACCGAACAUACCUGAACGGUCUAGAGUCUCAUAUCAGGACGACAGUUGGUGUUUACUUCUGUGGUCCAUCAUCAGCCGCUCGUGAUAUCAAGACGGCUUGUAAAGCAGCCACAGUUCCUGAUGUGGAGUUCCGAUUCUGGAAGGAACACUUCUAA
Fusarium musae is the source of this 1674-nucleotide messenger RNA. RefSeq lists its product as uncharacterized. Bases 1 to 1674 code for a protein of 557 amino acids. Gene Ontology annotation, cellular component: plasma membrane; NADPH oxidase complex. NCBI's taxonomy places the organism in Eukaryota, Fungi, Ascomycota, Sordariomycetes, Hypocreales, Nectriaceae. Gene Ontology annotation, biological process: defense response; superoxide anion generation. Gene Ontology annotation, molecular function: superoxide-generating NAD(P)H oxidase activity. The record is from RefSeq and is a predicted model, not a curated record. The transcript has 3 exons.